AUGUUUUCCGCGCGAAAUACCGAAACUCCUAAUCCUUUCCGGCCUGCCCUCCAAUACCUUCUCUCAUCGACCAAGCUGUCUCGCGCGCAUCACAGACAGAGCAGUUCCUCCAGCAGCACAGAUACGGAACAUCACCAAGCGCAAAGAAUGUCUUCCUCACUUCACCCAAAGAGCCCUUCCGAGUUUCGUUCCAAUUCAAUCCCCCUGAUCAGCAUUUCGCGAUCCCCCUCCCCUUUUCAGAGACGCAGGUCAGAUUCCAAUCCGGGCUCAGAAGCCACGGACGAAGACGACUGGGGCGAUUACCCCUCGGCCUCGCGGAGGUCUCUUCUACCAGCAGAUGGAUACAAGCUUACGGGCUGGAAAUAUUUUGUAUAUGGAGGAGGAUUCGGACAAUGGCUCUUUACAACGCCAACCGGCUGGACGUUUUAUAUCGGAGUACUGGUGAUAUGGCUGGGAGGAUGUCAGAUUGGUUUGACCGUCAUGAACCGGAUCGUCAUGUGGAGUGCGUACCUUCUCGAGAAUUAUACAUCUCAUACGAAACUGAUGGUGUUAAUAGCCGGUGUAUACAAAUUCAACUGGCCGCUGACAACGGCGUUGAUCGAGAUGCUCAUGACACAUUGUUGGAUCCUUCUUUCUGCUUAUAUAACACGGUGGACGAGUCCGUGGCUUGUGAGUGCCGGUGUUUCUUCCAUGGUUGCGCCUUCGAAGCCACUUCCAAAGUCAACCCAAGGUGGGUUUCGAGGUAUGCAAAAGAAUGGCGGAGGAGGAAUCCUAGGAACUAUCUCCCGUUGGACGUCGAACUUCUCGGGCGGUAUUGCUGGAGGCGGUUUAUUCGAAAUGGAGUGGGCGGUUGCCAAGCAAGUGCUUCCUCUCGCGAUAAUAUUCAUUGCAAAGGUCUCGCUAAGCAACUUGUCCUUUGCCUACGCGGAACUACAGAUUUACACUUUGGCACGCAUCGCCAUCGUACCAUUCUCUCUUAUCUUCACAUCGACUCUUAAUGGUACAUCGCAUAGCGUGACGACGUUGAGCUCAACUUUAACCGCUACCCUCACCUUACUCAUUGCGCUUUCCAGAACCAGCAUGCGAGCCGCCUGGGAAGCCAUCGUUGCUGGUGUCUUUUCCUCCAUAUUCGUGGCACUCUACCCCGUUCAAAUUCAACGGACUUACAAAUCACUGGUCGCAUCCCUUGUCCCCCAGGGCGAACUCAUAGGGACCUUCCCCUCAGCAAGCACACCCGCUGAUUACUCCGGAUCCCGCGAAGAAACCCGCGCUUACUGGCGCCUUUUACAUUAUACCUCCACACUAUCCAUCCUAAUUUUCAUCCCCAUCGUAAUUCUCUCCGGCGAGCUUACCGAUAUAUCCCGCAACUGCUAUUUCCUAGAUCUAUUCUGGCCCUGGCUCAUGAUCCCCAUUGACCACGACGUUCCUGUUUGUACCCAGAGCGGCAUUUUUGUCGCCGAUCAUGGCUGGGUUCAAAUUACCAGCGUUCGCCUGGAUUGGGAUUGGCAUGUGUUGGUCGUGUUGUGGGUGGUUUCUGAUGGGGAAGAGGAGGGAGGGGAGAUCGGUUGA
Molecule: messenger RNA, 1569 nt
Organism: Glarea lozoyensis ATCC 20868
Lineage: Eukaryota; Fungi; Ascomycota; Leotiomycetes; Helotiales; Helotiaceae
Exons: 2
Coding region: 1-1569 (522 amino acids)
Source: RefSeq, a predicted model, not a curated record